UGAUUUUGGUACGUACGAGUGGAAGAAGUAGUUCAAGCCGAACGAUAGCCGACUCACGACAUACGACAUCACCGCUGCUUUAUAUCACAUAACACAUCCCCACCCGAUGCUCAGAGCGUUCUUUACCAACCGAGCUGUGCUCAAGAACCCCGUGACCGUAUUACUCCAAACACGAUUCAAGUCCAAAACCAACCAUUCCAUAGCCAAACGUUUCAUUAAGACAGGCACUGGGAUUAAGAGGAAACAAGCCGGUAGAAACCAUGGGAAUGGAGGAUUCAGUACCCGUUCCUUACAACACUUGGAUAAGUUUGUGUCGGUGACCAAUAAGGAUAAACAGCUUAAGAAGGUGUCAUUAAGCUUUUAGGUAUAUAGUUGUAUUAUGUUUACAUGUAAAUAGAGCAUAAAUAAUAGACUUAGUUAUGUAUUAUGUCUUAUGUA
Molecule: messenger RNA, 438 nt
Organism: Scheffersomyces amazonensis
Lineage: Eukaryota; Fungi; Ascomycota; Pichiomycetes; Serinales; Debaryomycetaceae
Exons: 1
Coding region: 107-364 (85 amino acids)
Biological process (GO): translation
Cellular component (GO): ribosome; large ribosomal subunit
Molecular function (GO): structural constituent of ribosome
Source: RefSeq, a predicted model, not a curated record